Molecule: messenger RNA, 969 nt
Organism: Rotaria socialis
Lineage: Eukaryota; Metazoa; Rotifera; Eurotatoria; Philodinida; Philodinidae
Source: the annotation of a GenBank genome assembly
AUGAGUUCGAGUAGCGUCAGCAGUGAUCUCUUGAUGGCUCCAGCUCAAUUGAAUAUUUAUUUGGGACUUCUCAUUUACAUAACUGGUUUUAUUGGCAGUAUUGGUAAUCUGAUCGUAUAUAGAUCACGCUCAUUACGUAUCCGAGCUUGCUCUAUCUAUUUAUUUUGGGAAGCUUUAGUCGAUUUGAUCUAUCUAAAUUCUGUGCUCCUAACACGCAUAUUGCAGAAAGGUUUUGGAAUUUCCAUCACGUCACGUAGUGAUGUUUUAUGUAAAAUUCGUCAAUUUGCCUCGAGUUACGGAAAUCAGCUUGUAGUCACCUUCUUGGCAUUGGCUACACUCGAUAGAAUUCUAUUAGCACAGCGCUCGACUGCCUACCGACGAUGGGCUAAUCGCUUAGAUUUGGCUAACAAGUUAGUAGCAGUGUUUUCGGUUGUAUGGAUUCUGGUUCUAUGGCAUCGCCUUGUCUGGUAUAGUGCAUCAAGCGGAUCAUGUGGAGGCCAAUCAGGAUCGUAUGCAUACUUCGAUAACUUGUUUAGCGCUAUCGUGACUUGUUUGUGUCCGAUGAUCCUUCUGACUGUGCUCGGUGUUCUAAUCGGCCGAAGCAUCCGCAAUAUCAUUCAACAACGAAUAGGACGUAUGACUGCUAUCAGUGAAUCAGUCACUGCUAACCAAUCAGUUAUUCAAAAAGUCGAUGCACAACUAACGAUCAUGAUUUUGAUGCAAAUUGUUGUUGCAAUGAUCUCUUUUUUGCCAUAUGCAGCACAAUUAUUAUACAGUAACAUUACUAACGGCUGGUCAAAAUCACCUUCACGAGCUGCUUGGGAAACAGUCAUUUCAGAAGCUAUCAAUCUCCUAUCGUAUCUACUGUUCAGUUGUUCAUUUUAUGUUACAAUGGUUUCAUUCAGUGGCUUUCGUCAACAACUUUUACGUUCACUGGGCCUGAAGAAACAACAUGCGGUUAAUUUUUAA